This is a messenger RNA of Penicillium taxi, 924 nucleotides long. It is a transcript of the gene tpcD, whose product is annotated as trypacidin cluster transcriptional coactivator tpcD. Bases 1 to 924 code for a protein of 307 amino acids. The record is from RefSeq and is a predicted model, not a curated record. The transcript is spliced from 2 exons. NCBI's taxonomy places the organism in Eukaryota, Fungi, Ascomycota, Eurotiomycetes, Eurotiales, Aspergillaceae.
AUGGAUGAUCUAGCCCACUUGGAGAUAGCUUCGAGUGAUCUUUCAGCAGCAAUCGAAAGACUUACUGCAUAUUACAGAGAUAGAAGAGACAACCAAGGUGGUUCAAAUGCUCGGCCACCGCAGCUAAUACCGAUAGGAGCACCGGCAGAGGCCCACCGUGCAAGAGAAUCAGCUUUGGCGAGCCUGAACAAAUUGCAAGUAAUGCUGGCUGGACCGACGGAUCUACUUCAGAGUUUGGCUUGGCAGGUACAAACCUCAAAGGGCUAUGUAUCCCACAGCGAGCUCUCAGCAGCGUUCGUGACCAAGCCAUCUUAUCUAGAUGCAACAAUUUUCUUGGCUGAGACAGCCGUUUCAGCCGCCUUGGACAUGGCAACGACCAUAAAGCAGUAUUGUGACACUACUGAGCGAAAGGAUGGUGCUCCUUCUUCUUCUGCCUUCGCCACUAUCAGUGAAGCUGAAUUUUCUCGUCUGCAGCGGCAAAGGCAGGCCUAUCUCAGAUAUGGAAUAGGACAUUUGUGUGAUACAGUUACAGAUGUCUUGACCUGUCUGGAAGGGAUCGGCAUGUCCAACGAGUCUACUGUGGUAGAGGUAUUUUGCCCCUUGUCCCACGUGUCUCUAUAUGUCACUCAUGUAGAACUUGACGAAGGUUGGCACACUAUCCACGGAGCGAGCAGUCGCUCUCGCAGCCCAAUAUCCGUCGCUCUACUUCACAUUACAACUCCCAUUCUCCACACACGACAAAAAUCGCAACCCGCAUCCCCGGAUAACUACCUCGCACCGACAGCCAGGAUCACCACAACCAAUACUGAAUGCGGCGUUCUACAUCCUCAAUUUUCCAUUCCCCACCCCGGGCUCACCAUAUGCCUCAAUGGCAACGCAAAUAACUGCCGAGCUGCGCGCUCAUCUACCAGUCCUCAGGCUUAA